AUGGCAGACCAGUAUAAUCCUAAAUUCGGCCUGCCACCGGGGACUGCGAUUGAUGGAGCACCACGCAUCAAAGCAAUAUAUCUUCAUCCUAUCAAGUCGUGCGGGCCUGUCGAGGUAGAUCGGGCCUUGCUCACCAAGUCUGGUUUUAUGUAUGAUAGAUGCUUCGCAUUUGCGACGAAAUCUGUCAAGGGCGACGAUACCGCGGCCUCAAAAUGGCGAUUUAUCAGCCAGCGCAAGAAUCCAGUCAUGUCUCGGAUCAAAACAGAGUUAUGGCUUCCGCACAACUACAGCAAUUUACAUGACCCGCUCGUGCAGGCAGGUGGAUGUGUGGUCAUGACAUUCGAAGACCCAGACCUACCGAGUUGGACCAGUCGGGUUGAGACAUUUUUCCAUACAAGAAAUCUCUCCGCACCAUCACAGCUAUCCUUUAUUGUCCCUCUCGAUGUUACCGCCGCUCAGGCAAAGUUGAAAACAUUCGGCAUCCACAGUCGUGAUGCAAGGGGCCUCGACAUUGGCGGGAUACCAUCCGUUGCAACAGCUUUGCCCAAGCUAAAGAAGUUCUUGGGAAUACCGGCAGACCAAAUCCUCACGCUUUUCAAAUGUACUCCGGAUACCUUGACCCGUACGGAUAAGAACCUUGCGCCACUUGAACACAUUGGUUCGCCGGCCCUGCAUGGCUACACGGAUCAACAGCCUGUCAACAUCAACAGUUUGUCCUCGGUCCAUGCUGUGUCCGCGCUCCUUCCCACUGAAAACCAGCCUCUGAAUGCACUUCGUUUCCGUGCGAACAUAUGGAUUAUAAAUGCUCCAGCAUAUGAAGAAGAAACAUGGAAACGCUACCGCAUCCUGCCAAAGAGUAACGGUACGCAGCCACGAGCUAGUGUUGCGCCUGCACUCUCUGUUGUUUGUCGCACAUCUCGAUGCACAAUGCCUAACGUCAACCCGGAGACUGGAAGCUUUGACGCGGAUACCCCUCCUCCUGGUAGAAAAAGAGGCAAAGCACAGCCAAGCACAACCUUGGUGCAGUACCGAACGGUCGAGACGGGAAACAAAGCGGCACUCGGCUAUCUAGGCAUGCAUUGUGUUCCUGAGGAUGGGAGCUUGAAGAGCGCUGAAGAGCAGGGAGCAGGGUUAUAUAUAGAAGUUGGGGACGAAAUUGAGGUACUUGAACGAGGGACACAUCUCUAUGGGUCGACGGGCGACGACUAUUAG
Penicillium mononematosum is the source of this 1212-nucleotide messenger RNA. RefSeq lists its product as uncharacterized. The record is from RefSeq and is a predicted model, not a curated record. The coding region runs from base 1 to 1212 and encodes 403 amino acids. The transcript has a single exon. Lineage: Eukaryota; Fungi; Ascomycota; Eurotiomycetes; Eurotiales; Aspergillaceae. Gene Ontology annotation, molecular function: molybdenum ion binding; catalytic activity; pyridoxal phosphate binding.